Molecule: messenger RNA, 2300 nt
Organism: Loxodonta africana (African savanna elephant)
Lineage: Eukaryota; Metazoa; Chordata; Mammalia; Proboscidea; Elephantidae
Gene: RNF43
Product: ring finger protein 43
Biological process (GO): ubiquitin-dependent protein catabolic process; Wnt receptor catabolic process
Cellular component (GO): plasma membrane
Molecular function (GO): ubiquitin protein ligase activity; frizzled binding
Source: RefSeq, a predicted model, not a curated record
GGCUGGGGCAUGGAUGAGCUGUCUUCUUCCCUGUCCCCAGCCAAACCUCUGCUGUGUCCCUGCAGGCCCGGAUGGCAGGCGAGAGAGGAGCCAGUGCUGUUCUCUUUGACAUCACUGAGGACCGAGCUGCUGCUGAACAGCUGCAGCAGCCCCUGGGGUUGACUUGGCCAGUGGUGUUGAUCUGGGGCAAUGAUGCUGAGAAGCUGAUGGAGUUUGUGUACAAGAACCGGAAGGCCCACGUGAGAAUUGAGCUGAAGGAGCCCCCGGCCUGGCCAGAUUAUGAUGUAUGGAUCCUCCUGACUGUGGUAGGCACCAUCUUUGUGGUCAUCCUGGCUUCAGUGCUGCGCAUCCGGUGCCGCCCCCACCACAGCAGGCCGGAGCCCCUUCAGCAGCGAACAGCCUGGGCCAUCAGCCAACUGGCUACCAGGAGGUACCGAGCCAGCUGCAAGAGGGCCCGGGCUGAAUGGCCGGACUCAGGUAGCAGCUGCAGCUCAGCCCCCAUGUGUGCCAUCUGCCUGGAGGAGUUCUCUGAGGGACAGGAGCUACGGGUCAUUUCCUGUCUUCAUGAGUUCCACCGUACCUGCGUGGACCCCUGGCUGCAUCAGCAUCGGACCUGCCCUCUCUGCAUGUUCAACAUCGUAGAGGGCGAUUCAUUUUCCCAGCCCUUGGGACCCUCUCGACCCUACCAGGAACCGGGCCGGAGACUCCACCUCAUUCGCCAGCAUCCGGGUCACGCCCACUAUCACUUCCCUGCUGCUUACCUGCUGGGCCCUUCACGGAGCAGCUCGGUGGUUCGGCCCCCACGACCUGGUCCCUUCCUGCCAUCCCAAGAGCCAGGCUCAGGUCCUCGGCACCACCGCCUCCCCAGAGGAGCACAUCCCCGGCCUGUAGGAGAGCAGCAGUGCCUGGCUAUGGCCCAGCUCCCCUAUGCGCAGGGCUGGGGGCUGAGCCGGCUCAGGUGUACCUCACAGCACCCUGCUGCUUGCCCAGUGCCCCCACGCCGGGCCAGGCCUCACGACAGCAGCGGGUCUGGGGAAAGCUACUGUACAGAACGCAGCGGCUACCUGGCGGAUGGGCCAGCCAGUGACUCUAGCUCGGGGCCCUGUCACGGCUCCUCCAGUGACUCAGUGGUCAACUGCACGGACAUCAGCCUGCAGGGUGUCCAUGGCAGCAGUUCUACCUUCCGCAGCUCCCUGAGCAGUGACUUUGACCCCUUGGUCUACUGCAGCCCUGAAGGGGAGCCCCAGAAGGAGGAGCCACAUGUCAGUGUGGCCUCUCGUCCCCGGUCCUUGGACUCAGUGGUGCCCUCAGGAGAAACCCAGGUCUCUAGCCAUAUCCACUACCACCGCCACCGGCACCACCACUACAAAAAGCGGUUCCAGUGGCAUGGCAGGAAGGCUGGCCCAGAAACUGGGCACCCCCAGUCCAGGCCUGGUGUUCCUCGGACACAGCUCCAGCUGGAGCCAACUUCCCCUGAUGAGCAAGCUGCCAGAUCCACCUCACCAGCUCCUUCAGGGCAGCUGCCCAGCCCACAACGGCCUAAGGCCAUAACAGAGCCAGCCCCUGGCCCAGCUGAAGCCUCCAGCCCCAGCUCCAUUCCCAGCAGCCUUUUAAGCUUGCAGAAAUCCAGCCACCCUGCCCGACACCCACAGAGGAAACGGCGGGGGGGUCCCUCAGAGCCCACCCCAGUCUCUCAGCCCCAGGACUUGACUGCGCACCCAGGUUGCCGGAUGUUUCCCCACUAUGGCCCCAGGCUGGCAUAUCCUUGGUCCCCAGAGGCCCACCCAUUGAUCUUUGGACCUUCGGGCCUGGAUAGGAGGCUUCUACCAGAAACCCCAGCCCCCCAUUACUCAAGUUCACAGCCAGUGUGGUUGUGUCUGACUCCACGCCUGCCCCUGGGGCCACACCCACCUGAGGAGGGGUCUUCCGAAUGGAGUCCUGGCACCACAGAGGGCAGGCCAUGCCCUUACCCACACUGCCAGGUGCUGCCAGCCCAGCCUGGUGAGUUUUCAUGGGAAGUAGGUGUCAAGGGGAGAGGAGACUAAGAGAAGCUGCGUAUUUUAGGACAGGUGAAGUCAACCAACAAGGCGUUGACAGAAGCUGAGAAGGAUACAACAGGGGUGACAUUCAGAUUAUUGAAAAACUGGCACAGCACCCCAGCUCUGCCAAGUGUUACCCAUUUAGUUGCCAGAUCAUAGGGAGGUCCCAGGGAGGUACUAGCAUGGAUGGGGCUUCAGAGAGGCACUUGGGGUGGCUCGGAGGAGGAGGAGCUUGAGGUGCUGUGUGAACAGGCCGUGUGA